AUGGCGCAGAUUCCCGUGCAGACCCUCUACAGGGACCCCCAGUUAUUCUACUGGAUCCUGAUCCCCAUCACCGUCGUCAUGGUGCUCACGGGCGUCCUCCGUCACUACGCCUCGGUCCUCAUGGCCCCGACGCCGAAGAAGCUCGAGGCCAAGGCCAUCCGCGAGCAGCGCGCCCUGGCCCGCGGCGCCACCCUCCGCGGCAACUACCACGUGCUGUCCCGCCGGUCGUUCGAGGCCCGCCGCGAGGCCCUCGCCGCCGGCUACGAGUCGGGCGAGUUCCUCAAGGACCCGGACAGCAAGGGCAAGCCGGCGGCCAACCCGCUGAGCGACCCGGGCGCCAUGGACGGCAUGAUGGGCAUGAUGAAGAACAACAUGGCCAUGAUUAUCCCCAACACGCUCAUCAUGAGCUGGAUCAAUGCGUUUUUCAGCGGCUACGUCAUUAUGAAACUGCCGUUUCCAAUCACCAUCAAGUUCAAGAGCAUGCUCCAGGCGGGCGUGCAGACCAAGGAUAUGGACCCCCGAUGGAUGUCCAGUAUUAGUUGGUACUUUCUGUGCAUCUUUGGUCUGCAGUUUGUCUACGUCUUUCUCCUCGGCGGCGACAAUGCCGCUAGCCAGCUCGCUCAGCAGAUGCAGGCCCAGGGUAUGCCGGUAAACCCCAUGGGCGGUCCUGGCCAGGACGUCGACAAGCAGUUCAAGACCGAGGCGGAGAACCUGCAAGUCGUUGAGCACUACUCUGUUCUGGACGAUGUUGAGGACCGCCUGCUAUCGCGUUUCUAG
This is a messenger RNA of Akanthomyces muscarius, 777 nucleotides long. RefSeq lists its product as uncharacterized. NCBI's taxonomy places the organism in Eukaryota, Fungi, Ascomycota, Sordariomycetes, Hypocreales, Cordycipitaceae. Gene Ontology annotation, cellular component: membrane; EMC complex. The transcript is spliced from 4 exons. The record is from RefSeq and is a predicted model, not a curated record. The coding region runs from base 1 to 777 and encodes 258 amino acids. Gene Ontology annotation, biological process: protein folding in endoplasmic reticulum.